UGCGCUGUGCGUCUUGACGCUGAUGGGAGAAGCUGUAGAGCUCGCGUCAGACACCUUGUAGACUAGACCGCGCACGACUCACGUGCGGAGGUAAAAUGCAGCUGAACAAUCGGAAAAUGAGCACGAGUCUGGCUUCGGUUGUCAUCUAACAUUAGUUUGUGAGAAGAGGAGCCAUGAAGAAACACCAGAGUCCUACGAAACAACAACAGCAGCAGCAGCAGCAGCAGCAACCACCAGCUGAUGUCCCGGUUCCAAGCACCGAGGUUACCGUUCAACAACUCAACGAGCUCCUGUCGGACGGCAGCGGCUUCUACAGCCUACCGACACAGCACUUCAACGAGGUGUUCCCCAGGAUUUACAUCGGCAACGCGUUUGUAGCCCAGAAUACAAUGCGUCUUCAGAAACUCGGAGUGACACAUGUCCUCAACAUGGCAGAGGGCACUUCCUUCAUGCAUGUCAACACCAGUGCAGAUUUCUACACCGGCACAGGCAUCACAUACCAUGGUAUCCAGGCCAAUGACACCGAGCAGUUCAACCUCAGUGCCUUCUUUGAGGAGGGGGCAGAUUUUAUUGACAAGGCUCUAGCACACAAUAAUGGCAAAGGGAAGGUGUACGUACACUGCAGAGAGGGUUACAGCCGCUCCCCCACCAUGGUUGUUGCUUACCUCAUGCUGCGCCAUAAAAUGGAUGCCCGGUUGGCGGUGGCCACUGUGAGGCAUAAGAGAGAAAUUGGUCCUAAUGACGGCUUUCUGCGCCAACUGUGCCAGCUUAAUGAGAAACUGGCAAAGGAGGGCAAGCUGAACGGGGAGGUGGGCAAGCUAAAGACCAAAUGAAAGCAAGAGAAGGUGGUAUUAAGAGACUCUCUGUCCUAUCUUCUCCCAUCAUGCCUUUCACAGGUUUCAGCUGCUCUCUGAGACUGACCCCACCUUGAUCAAACCAGCACCCAUCUGACUCACCAGGGGUAUUUUAACACACAAAUCUAUACACAUGGUUCUUAGUAUAGAUAUUUCUGCCUCAUGCUCACACAAAUUCUGACACACAUGCAGACACACUACUCAUCUGCCAUCUUUAUUGUUGUUUAUUUCUAAUGUCCAAUCUACGUCUUGCUGCUGCUCUGCAAUGGGCCGUUGAUCUUCUUCACAAGCUCCUGAUGAGCACGAUCACUAAUACCUAACCUCUUUUCUAACUCCGUACUGAUGUGCAGAUGUCACACUGCAAAGACCUGAAAGCUCUAAAUUGCUCUCAGUAAGCAUUCCUUCAAUUCCCACAAAUUUAAAGGGUGGAAACCUUCACCUUUAUUUUUAAGGUUUAUUUGAUAGUGGUAGAAAAUAGAAGAUUAUAGCACAAUCAUUCCAUAGUUUCCACUGCCGGGAAUAUCAGUAAUGUCUCCGCCAGCGGGAUAACUCCAUAAAUUCCAAAACAGCUCAAUGCUAUGAUAAAUUCCUUAAUAGUGGACAUGUCUGUCUACUUGGCUCAGUUCAUAUGGUGCAACACAAAACAUACAUCACAUGAAGUAUGUUGUGAGACGUAUGGUUUAAGGAAAUAUUAAGUUAUGUCAAAAUGUAAAUAGAUGAUGAAAAAACAUUCCAUGAAAACUGAAGAAGCCCCCAAAACCUUAGUUGUCCACUUUAAUUCCUCAAAUAUGUUCAAUAGGGGCUGAUGUUUUAUGCACAAGCUACAGAUUUUUUUCCACACACUCAACCAUUCAAAUCCUCCUCCCCCUCUAGUAGCACUAUGUAGCAUUUCAGUCGGCACCCGAGACUCUCUGGCCUAUAGUUUGAAAGUGGUAGCAUUAACAUUUAUGUGCAGUGAAGACGGUUGUUGAUACAGAGCAGCGGUGUCAGUAAAGCCAGCAUCAACAACAGCAAAGGUCAAGCUAAUUAAAAAUAAUGAGCUGCAUGGUUUGUUCAUGUAUCAGCCGCAUUUACCUGCUGACAUGGAGAAUGUUUAUACCUGUCAUAUUUAUGUAAUUCCGUUCAGAUAAGGAAAGUCAUUUAUGAUGAAAUGAGGUCAUUUCCUCUAUUUAAUUUUAAGUAGGAUGGGAAAAACAGGCAAAAAUCAUAUGUCAGCGUAUUUUACUUGAAUGGCAAUAUAUUAUAUAUAUACAGUAUAUAUCAGCAUUUGUUCAGAAGUGGGUUUUUUUUCAGUUAAAAGCCAAAGCUGUACAAGGUGUCACAAAAACACUGACUUUUGUGGCAGCAUACUCAACAAACUCCUGCAGAGUAAAGUGGACUAACUGAACUCUUAUGCUGGCACGUCGAAUCACCAUAAAUGGACUUAAAUACAUCGGCUACACAAAAACAUGAUGCAACAGUCUCUUUGAAAUACCAUAUUUACCCUGGCACUUGGUGCAUUUAAUAUUAAUAUGUCUCUGAGAGGGAGAGAGGGACAAAACUGAAAUGCUAAAGCAAAUGUGGUGAUGACAUGGGGAAAAAAUUGGACGAGAAUUUGUAUUGAAUAAUUGUGAUAUAGUCAUUUACUAAAUCCCAUGUAGAACCAGUUGCAUUUCCAGUAUAUUUAAAUGUAUUGGCCUCAUAUAUCCACGUUAUGAGGGAAGCAGCAGAUAAAUCAUGCAUUAAAGAAGUUAACACUUGAUUGAAAACUGUCUAAACAUGGCUCUGUUUGAACAGAAUUAUUAUUACAGGUAGAAGUAGUUAAUGGAAUAUUUCCACUUGUACCUUGUAAUAAAAGCUGCAGUCCUGGGCUCCAUUUUAGUUGCUGCUGCAUUAUAGGAGAUGUUUCUGUUAUAGACAUCAAUAUGCUGUGGGAAAACCAUGUGACCUUCAACACUAAUGGGCUUAGUUUUUUUUUUUUUUUUUUUAAAUACAGUAAGUAUUUACUGGUAGCCAUUUAGCUUUAAUUUAGUUAUCAUAGACAGAACUUCUCAUACUGUAUAUUAUUGCAACUCUCCGUGCAUUUCUUAAUUGCCAUUCCAGCAUGAAUUGUACAGGAUAUGCUCCUGGCAUUACUUGUGGAAGUCCAAAGAUUCCUCUAUAAAAUAAGUAAUCAGCUCUUGUAAUGUACCAGCUAACUACUCAGAAAUAUACUCCUAAUGCUCCCUCAUCACUGACACGCAAAGUGGCAGUUGCAUAUGGGUGUCAUAAGCCUCAAUUUACCACCUUUAAACCAGAGGCCUUUGGUUUUUAACUGUCAAAUGCAUCAGCAGGGAUGGAUGCCUCCCAUUUUCAACAGAAAGUUCCAGUCAUCAUGCCAGAGUAGUCCACUGCCAGUUCCCUGACACAGCCAUUUGGUCAGUAUCCAAUACCACUGUUUCAUCAACACAGUUUGUCACAGGUCACAACAUAUCACUUGUCUCACUCCAAAGUGUGUGUCAUACCGUAAGUUAUUACGAUUUCAUGUGCACACAGGAUCCAAAUACAAAGCCUUUUUUGUUUGUCAGUACUAAAGCAUUGCAAUAUAUGUCAAUACCCCAUCAGUUUUGUAGAAUGUAAUCACAUCUAAAUAUGACUAUUUUCAGACACUAGUAGUUACAUAUAGGCAAUGGUAGUUCAUCAAUAAUACCUUUGAAAAGACACUGUAUUUAAUAUUAAGUAUAAUCCUGUAAAGUAGAUCCUAGUGCCACAGAGGAUGCUGGGAGUGUUAAAACCUGCACCAGGUCACUCCCCUAGAGAGAACAAGACAGAUGGAGCUGUUGUAAAUUCCCAUGAAGGUUGAACUGUGAGAAUAAGGGAACUUUGGAGACAGUUUGAGAUGGAAAGUCGGAACUUUUGUAGCUGGAUGAUCACCAGCAUCACUUCAGCUUUGCUGUCAGUAAAGAGCGUCAGGAGUUCAGUCUCUAUGGUUGGGGGCACAGCAACAUAAAUCCAGAAGGAUUGCAAUUGACUUGACAAGAAAACAAACUAGUUCAACUAGGCUCUCUCACCUCAUUAAUGGCACUAUUUAUUCCUCCUUUGAUAUAUCUGUAUACAUAUGAAGAUAUACAUGUAUACUGUAUAUACAUAUUUAUGUGUUGACAUAUAUGAAUGUAUCAGCAAUGUGUCUAUAAUGUGUAGGUAUUGUCAGUUUGUCUUAAGUCUUAUAUAUCAUGUUAUAUUUGUAUAUGACAUUACAGUAUAACCAACUUUUGCACAGCACCCCCAUUUUUAUGUUCCAUGCGGUAAAUUGCAUGUACAACAAUAUACAAAUGUACAUGUAAAAUACCAUGUUAUAUGUAAUUGAGAUAUUUCAUAUCACAAUUAUGCAGAACUUGCUUAUAACUGCGGGGAUUUGAAAGCUUAACUUGGAUGCUGAGGCCUGCAAUCACCAUAUUGUAUUUACAAGUGAUUUGUACAGUUAUGAUUUUAAGUUUCCAUGGUAGUUCCUGAAAUAUUUAGUUGAAUUCAUGACAUACAGCAAGAUGCAGGUGGCAGAAUAAUAUGCAUAUAAAUAAUCCUGCAUUUGACCUCACUGCAUCACGCCAUUGCAAGUAUACAUCUUAUUACCAUCAUCUGUUCAUUUGGAGCUUCAAAACGUGCAUUUGGAUCAUUUUCAUUUGAGUUUGGACAAGCACAGCAGCUGUCUUGGAAGUGAUUUUGCUACACUUCUAAUUUCAAUUAAAUGCUUUAGGGUUGGAAUUUCCUUCGUUUUCUCUACUUACUGUUAGUGAACACAACAAUAGUAUGUUACUCAAGGGUUGACCUGUAUUGGCUAGAGACAAUGUGUGCAGAGUUUUACUGCAGUUUUCUAUAAUUUUGGCUUUACAUAGUCCCAUGUGCAUUAGCUGUGUGUAGAUUUGGGUCAGUGGGAAAGAAAGAAAUGUAUUUAAAUAAAAACAGCCAGAGGUCAUGCAGUGCAGCCAUUUUUAGACCAUGGUUUUAUAAAACACUCUGUUGUCAUAAAAUCCAGUCUUUAAACAGGAUCUCAAAACACGCACUGAACUGUCAAGUAUUACCGUAGCCUCUGACUCAUUAUUGGCAAGAAGAGAAAGUCAGAGAUUGUAAUAUUAUCAUAGGGAGUUAGAUUUAAGGGCAGCCUGUCUCAAACUCUGCUGAUUUAAAACAUGAGUGCAGUUGUGAUGCUUCUCUUGGGGCGGCUUCACAAUGUUGCAUUGUGACAUUGGCUCCCAGUGAAGGUCUCAGCCCUGGUUCACACACAGGUUGUUCCUGUCCACUCUGAGUCCUGUCCUUUGGUCAUCGCAUGCAAUUAAGUGUAUGAAACACACACUUGAAAAUGUUUCAAAAUCUGUGUAGUAAUACACAUGAUUUCACACAUUUUGCAAGCUAUUGGGACCGCUGGAGUGUCUGGCAAGAUAAACUGUACGCAGUACUUCAAAUACUUGAGACCAUUGUCAAGUGUAGUAAAAUCAUUUUCAAGUAUUGUGUCACACUGUACCUAUUUACCAUGACUUCACCAUGAACCCCAAACCACACAACAAUUAAGAUUUCCCUGUCCACUAAAUUAAAUUGUAUAACAAAUAGUUAUAGUCAUGCAUUUGUAUUGUACAAAACAAAAAAAUAUAUACUGAGAUGUAGCAACAGGCGGAGAACCACUUACCUCAGUGCUCUCACUCAAACACAAACACAUUGUACACCAGGACUGUCUGUGCCAAGUAACCUAUUGUACAAAAGCCAGUUAUAAAUGUAUAUUAUUGGCUUUGACGUCAUAAAGAUAACUGGGGUUUCACUCAUUCAAAUAUUAGCAUCUGCUCUACAAUACUGCCCUCCCCCUGAAACUAAAAAGCAACAACUCUCUUUAAUUUGAUGAAAAGUUUUACAUGUCUUUGAAAAUGAAAUUUCUUUUUUAAGAAUUCCUUUGAAUUGGUCCAGGAUGAGGGUAUGUACUUUAAAGCAUCAACUGCCUGUACCAACAUGCUUAUUGAUUAAGUCAUCAAGUUUUUGAGGCUCCAUGAGGUGCAACUCCCUCUGUCAGUAGAGAGCCUAGUAAACAUAAAGUGUUAGACAAAAUAGCCAUGCUAGAAUUUUUCUAUUCUGCAUUUUUUGUAGUGUUUUGUAGUAUAGCCACUAUUCUCACUGAUGUUGCACAUUAGUUGAACACCGAAACACAAGCUUGUAUUCUUAAACACUGGGAUGCCAUGUCAGGCCAAGUGUGAUAUGGUAACUGAAAUGAGGAUUACACUCGUUUGAAUACCUAACACAACUCCUUUUGUGUAAAAGCAAUGGAGCAUCAAACCAGUAUGUAUGAAAAGAAACUUCUAUAAUGGCUGUACAGCUGUUUUAACACUGUCAUGCAUUGAGUAACAGAUAAACACUGCCACCUGCUGUUCAAUGACUAAUUUGCACAAGUUGUGUUUUAACUGCUAAUUAUUUGUGAUAUUGUAGAUCAAAACUCAAAAGCCUCAUUAAGACAUUGUAGGGUUUUUUGUCUAUUACCUUCCGAAUAGGAAACACUGUAAUCAAUAUUGCUACAUCUUGUUUUCACAUUGUAGCAGCAUCAUUGUGUGGGUUAUACUCAAGGUACAGUAUAUAAUGUAUUAUUGCGAAUGUCAAAUGUGAAAUGCCAUUGAUGUACAUUCUUAUAUAUACUGAGUAUGUAACACACACUAAGGCAAUUCUGAAUUGCUGAAUUUUACUCUCAUAACUGGGCUAUUAUAUAGAUAGUGUCAUUUGAUAUUGGAGUUUUGAGUGUUGACUUGCAAAUGAAACAUUAUUUCCUGUUUGUUUACUCCUUUACAAAAAAUUUUGUUCACUUUUCUUUAGAUGUAUCCUGUUACAAGUUGAUUCUAGGUUAAUUAUUUUAUUCUAGUCUAAAGAAGGUUAUUUUUUUUCUACAGAAGGAAACUCUGAUGUGUCCAAUGAAAGAGCGAUUGUGACCUACUUCUCUGUCUUAAUCAUUUAGCUAACUGUGUCAUUAUCCAUAUUGUUUUAGGAUGAGUCACCAAUAAUAGUAGUCAGAGCUGGGCCAGCCAGGCAGUAAUUGAAAGUGAUUUAUAGUGCUAAAAACUGAACACAUUACCAGAUUGGAGGCGGAUUGCUCAGUAAUGCAAAUAAAGCCAGGUACCAUUUGUUUCUUAAGGCAGAAAAGUACAUUAAAUUGACUUACAAAUGACUUCCUGUUAUUUCCAUUCUAAUGCUCAGUCCCAUGUGGCAUAAUCCAGCCAUCUGCUCUUAAGUAGGCAAAAACAUAAGACACUCAAACCCUCUGUUUCUGACAAGUGAUGUCUUGCAUCAUGGAAACUCAUCUGGCUGAACUUAUCUGAAUUGUCUAUGAUGCAAUAAACUCCAUCCAUCUGGUACUUCAGUGUUCGAACUAAGACAAGAUGUAAUUUGCAAAUACUGUUUGGCAUAGGCACAGCCCCAACACCACAGCUCUCAUUUUCUUCUUGCUCCCAUUCUGACAAAAGGCUAAAGGAGGACUUUUAGCACAACUGAGCCCACUGCCUGACUCCUCCUGGAGUCUGUUACACAGUCAUAGUCUUAACUUGUUCCAUGUUUGUGUUUUUGUUCGUGUACAAAUGUCAGAGAACAUUGUGGUGACAUUCAACAGGUUGUAGACUGGAUAGGUCCGUGUGUACUGUCUUUGUCACCUGCACUGACAUCUCAGAACGCAUUACAACAGUAACGACACAGCACCCCACCCAAAGCCUUACAGUAAAGAUUGAUUCUUGGGAUAUGUUUUUGAUUUUGUGUAUUUCACUUCACACAGUAGGAAGGGACUGCUCCCUUACAGAUGGAGACAUUGUUGAAGUGCACUUGAUUUUAAAUUGCAAUGUUAUUUUCUUACCUUGGAGAAGUCCCUUCUUUCUUAUGUUUAAGAAUAAAUGGCUGAGGUAUUAACAUCA
Molecule: messenger RNA, 7738 nt
Organism: Sphaeramia orbicularis (orbiculate cardinalfish)
Lineage: Eukaryota; Metazoa; Chordata; Actinopteri; Kurtiformes; Apogonidae
Gene: dusp3a
Product: dual specificity phosphatase 3a
Exons: 3
Coding region: 174-833 (219 amino acids)
Biological process (GO): protein dephosphorylation; negative regulation of MAPK cascade
Cellular component (GO): cytoplasm
Molecular function (GO): MAP kinase phosphatase activity; protein tyrosine/serine/threonine phosphatase activity
Source: RefSeq, a predicted model, not a curated record